AUGAGCCAGCCGCGAUAUUCAUCCCACGACCCCAUCAAGGAGCCGCACGCCGUCUCCGUCAAGGUCCUCCGACUAUCACGGCCGUCCCUCGUGCCGCAGUACCCGAGCAGCCCGCUCGCGGCCACGGCUGCCAAGGGGGCCGCGGCCCUCACGCACCCCCCGUACCUGCUGUCCAGCCUCUCGUACAGGACGGCGUCGGCGACGAACCCGGCGCCGUUCCUGCUCAGUCCCAUCGUCAACCUCCCCGUGUCGUUUGGAUCGGCCUACGUCGGCGAGACAUUCAGCUGCACGCUCUGCGCGAACAACGACGUCGCCUCGUCGUCGCCGUCACCGCCGGGCAAGCAGAUCCGCCAUGUGCGAAUCGAGGCCGAGAUGAAGACGCCCGGGCUCGGGGGGGCGCACAAGCUGCCCCUGGCCGACGGCCCCCCCGCGGACCUGGCUGCCGGCGAGACCCUGCAGAAGGUGGUGUCGUUCGACCUCAAGGAGGAGGGGAACCACGUGCUCGCCGUGACGGUGAGCUACUACGAGGCGGGGGAGACGAGCGGCCGGACGAGGACGUUUCGCAAGCUGUACCAGUUCAUGUGCAAGGCUAGCCUGAUUGUGCGCACAAAGGUAGGCCUGCUGGGGGGCGAGGAGGGCGGCGGUGGCAGCAGCAGCAGGAGGAGGAGGAGGAGGUGGUUGCUGGAGGCGCAGCUGGAGAACUGCAGCCAGGACGUGAUGCAGUUGGACAAGGUGGGCAUGGAGCCGGAGCGAGGCUUGCGGUGUCAGGGCUGCAACUGGGCUGGGGGGGAGAAGCCAGUCUUGCAUCCGGGGGAGGUGGAACAAGUGUGUUUUGUGGUAGAGGAGGCGGAGGAGGCGGAGGAGGGCAGUCGUGCAGGCGGCGAUGCGGACGGGAAGGUGGUUUUUGGUGUUUUGGGCAUCGGCUGGAGGGGUGAGAUGGGGAACAGGGGGUUUUUGUCUACGGGGAAGUUGGGGACGAGGGUAGUUGGCUGA
Metarhizium album ARSEF 1941 is the source of this 993-nucleotide messenger RNA. RefSeq names its product DUF974 domain-containing protein. The coding region runs from base 1 to 993 and encodes 330 amino acids. The transcript is spliced from 2 exons. NCBI's taxonomy places the organism in Eukaryota, Fungi, Ascomycota, Sordariomycetes, Hypocreales, Clavicipitaceae. Gene Ontology annotation, cellular component: TRAPPIII protein complex. The record is from RefSeq and is a predicted model, not a curated record.